Molecule: messenger RNA, 480 nt
Organism: Ectocarpus siliculosus
Lineage: Eukaryota; Phaeophyceae; Ectocarpales; Ectocarpaceae
Source: the annotation of a GenBank genome assembly
AUGACAACGCGCAUGGCAUCCAUCCGCUCAGGUGAACUACGCAGCUCAGCCCGCCAAGAUGGGAGACCUCCGCAGGACCAUCCUGAACCCGAGCAAGUGGAACCAGUCGGGGGAACUGCUCUUCCAGGAAGAGACCGCUCUGCGGCGAUGUCGGUCACACAAGCGUUCCUGUCGCUGCUGAAUGCGAACCCGCUAAGGCGCCCGAGUCUCGACACCGUGUCCCGGCUCCUCGCAUGCCCGCUCCUGUGGUCGCCUCUGGUGCAACGCGGGGGCGCGGGCGGCGCAAGAAUCAACGACGGCAACGAUGUUUUCCGCCCCCACCUGCCCCAAGAUGUGCGGGAAAUGAUCGACACGACCAUCCGCGAUGGCCUCCUGGCAGACCCGGCACUCAACACAGCUAGAGGGGUGUGGUGGGAGGCGCCGGAGUUCUUGUCGCCGUGGUGGAAGCGACCUCCGAUAAUAAUGUGCAUCGAGCCAUGA